AGGCUCAGUCGGGGUUGAAAUCUGCCGGGGAGCAGAAAUCCUGCCGAACAGCAGGACGCGCCUGUGAUUUGUUAAGGAUUUUGUGAUGUUACCAUGAGUUUUUUCCUGACGAGUAUAUAUAGAUAUUAUGUAUUUCCGAAAAAGGGUUCAAUAUUUUUGUUUUCUAAAAGCAAUUGGUUGAAAUAGACUGGAGUUUUAAUAAUGAUAUCAAGAAGUGUCCCUUUUGUCCAGUGUCAUCAAGUCUGCCGGCAUUUUAUCAUAUCGGUUAACGACUAAAUCGGAAUGACAUAAGAGACAUUGAUUGACAGCUUCACUUUCUUCUUUUUCUUUUGCCGGACGACGUUUAAAAGAAAAAUGCAAGAAUCCAAACGGUUUUGGUGCGGCGUUAUCUAUUUUUGGUUGUGGAAUUGGUCUAUUUUUGGCGGGUACUUCUUAUUCUUCUGCCCAACGCUACCGCUAGUUAUUUUGUCACCAAUAUUGUACAGGAAAUGGACUGAUUUAGUAGUUACAUAUUGGCAGUUUUAUAUUACGACUUUACUCAAGGUGAUUUGGGGAUGCAAAAUAAGGGUGACCGGAGACCCGAUUCAUACGAACGAGACGGUUGUUUUGAUAUCGAAUCAUAGGACGAGGGUGGACUGGAAUUUCCUUUGGCCAGCCAUGUGGCACGCGGUGAAGGACGAGGGGAAAAUAGCAUACGGGACGAAGUACAUUUUGAAAGAAGCGAUCAAACAUAUUCCAGGAGCAGGAUGGGUGAUGCAGCUUUCUUUCUACUUGUUUAUAAACAGAAAUUGGGAACGAGAUCAGAAUAUAAUGAAGAGCUACGUUGACUACGUCGCUAUUCAUAAUUACAAACAUAUUAUGAUCAUAUUUCCGGAAGGUACAGAUUUGACAGCAAAAACUAAAGAAAGCAGCGAUAGAUACGCCGAAAAAAAUGGACUACCGAAAUAUAAACACGUCCUCCAUCCGCGUACAACAGGCUUUAUGUAUCUCAUCGAAGAAAUGCAAAAGAACAAAUGCGUCGAUGCUAUUUAUGAUGUUUCCCUUUUGUAUCCAGAUGCUUGUCCCCAAAACGAGAAAGAACUAUUUUUUACUGGGAGGUUUCCUAAAACUGUCUUGGUUCAUCUUGUCAGAUAUUCGGUAUUCGAUUUGCCGACCACCAAAGAAGGUUUGAAGAACUUCCUGGAACAACGCUGGGCGGAAAAAGAGAAAACCAUCCAAGAAUACAGAUCCACCGGCAGGUUCCUUCACGGGGACGUCCUCGACAGCGGUACCGCUCCUCUAUCUUACCUCUUUGCCUUUUUUUUUUGGCUGGUAGUACCGACUUUCUCCUUUGGACUGUUAUUCUUCUCCCGAACGUAUCGCUACAUCGCUCUUGUCCAUACUGCGUUGCUCUUGGGGUUGAGAUUCUUGCCAUCGGGCUGGCAAAAUUUUGAUGUGAUUGCUUUCAAGCUUAGAAGGGUAGUAUUCAGAUUUUUUUGGAAUAAAAAGAUUAAAUAAGAUAGGUAUUGAGUUUACUGUAUGUUUGAGGUUAUGUCAAUGGUAAUCACAAUGACUAAAGAACACAAGGACAUGUAACGCUCAUACACGGACUGCAGCAGAAUUUGUGACGUUAGACGCCAUUUUGUUGAUGGCAACAAAUGAGUCAUUAGCUGGUUGUCAGCGAUUUUUAAUAGUUUGUGUGUAGUGAACUUUGCAUAAACUUUAUUUAUUAUAAUGGUGAUUAGUUGUUCAGCUUUCAAGUGUAAAAGCCGCAGCGAUAAGAAAGAGCCAAGAGUUAUGUUUCAUUGGUAAAUAAACAGGCUACUCCACC
This is a messenger RNA of Sitophilus oryzae (rice weevil), 1810 nucleotides long. Its product is annotated as lysocardiolipin acyltransferase 1-like. The record is from RefSeq and is a predicted model, not a curated record. The transcript has 7 exons. Gene Ontology annotation, molecular function: acyltransferase activity. The coding region runs from base 355 to 1497 and encodes 380 amino acids. Gene Ontology annotation, cellular component: endomembrane system. NCBI's taxonomy places the organism in Eukaryota, Metazoa, Arthropoda, Insecta, Coleoptera, Curculionidae.